AUGGCUGUGAUUCCCUGUUUCCCAUAUGCCCACAUGGACAAAAAGGAUGAGCCUAGAGCACCAAUAACAACACUGAUGGCAAACAUGUUAGCGCGGGUAUCGUACAUUAGGAGGCACAUCGAUGAGUGGCAAAAUGGUAUUGCCGUCAGUCCAGAUGCCGGUGGAGUCAAGAGGAUCACUGCAAUGGCAGACAAACUUAGCAUUGAAUUCGCCCUUAUACACAGGAAACGUGAUGGGAAUCUCAAAAUGCCUCGGAGCUCAUGGAGUUUCUGCCACAUGCUCAUACUCGCUGCUCGGACGUUUCAUGAGAAAGGCGCAAAAACGACUCACGUUCUUAUUUCGCAUGGACUCUUCGCAGAAGCCCAUAUGGCUUCUUCGAACAGCCUUCUUAUAGAGCAGCUUGUGGUCACAAAUAUCAUUCCCCAAAACGAGCACAAAAAACAAUUUUCGAAAUUGCUAUGCCAUGGAGACAUGAUGCCAUUUGGGCAAGGCCAUCCGCUACAACACCGUCACCCACCUUGGGUGGAUAUACUGUGGGCGCACUCGAUUGCCCAAAUCAUUGGUAAACUGUUGGUUGGGGACUGGACUCAAGAAGGGCUGGACGAUGCCCGAGGCGAAGGCGGACGAUGGAGAUUGUGUUUUGAUGAACGUUUGAACGUUAACAGCCGUCCUGAGAUGUGA
Molecule: messenger RNA, 681 nt
Organism: Suillus fuscotomentosus
Lineage: Eukaryota; Fungi; Basidiomycota; Agaricomycetes; Boletales; Suillaceae
Exons: 7
Coding region: 1-681 (226 amino acids)
Biological process (GO): purine nucleotide biosynthetic process; 5-phosphoribose 1-diphosphate biosynthetic process
Cellular component (GO): cytoplasm; ribose phosphate diphosphokinase complex
Molecular function (GO): ribose phosphate diphosphokinase activity; magnesium ion binding
Source: RefSeq, a predicted model, not a curated record